AGAAGAUCGCAAGUCUCUCCUACGGACUAAAAUGAGUCAUAACAUAAGUACACACGAAAUCCAAAGAUCUUUUCUCUUCCCUAACAAACCACCCAAACCAACACACCUUCACUGAAUCGCCGGAGCAGAAUCCCGCUCCUUCAGUGAGAGAAAACAAAACCCCACACAUCAAAAUUAAAAAAUAUCUGAAAAAAACUCUCCUUUUUAUAGUAUUUGAAAAGAACAUUUAUUAUUAUUACCCCAUCAUUCCUUUACAGAUGUGAUUUUCAGGGCCGCCUCUGUUUUGGUUUGAGUGAUUGAUUGAUUCAUUGUCAUUCAUUCCACCACAUUUAUUUCUGCACCCCAUAUUAGGGAAAAGAAUGUCUCAGAAUUGUUUCCAGGGGAUUUGCUGGCUGUUGCUAAUUUCAAUUUAUGGUCGUUGAGUGUAUCCUCUCCCAGGCCCCAGCCUUUAGAACAUAUGGCCAAUUGUUUUUCAGCCUUUUCUGCUGGUUUCCUUUGCUUUUUCAGAUCUCUUUUUCCCGUUCUAUUUUUAACUUUUGUCUCAUUUUUUGGGUCCAAGAUUGCAUCUUUCUGGGAAUGGCUCUCUUUUAAUCUUUACAUGCAACAGCUUGAAUGUACUUAAAACUGUGAACUCUUGAUUGUUUCAGCUGAAAAUUGAGGUCUUUUUCUUUGCUUUUUACUCUCUGUUUUUCUUGCCAAUCAUAGUUUUUUUUAUUGAGAUUUUCAUUCACCUUCUAAGAGUCAACACCAGAUCUUGCUUAUUAGUUACUGCAGUACUCAUAAAAGGUUAAAGAUUGCUACUUUUUGGUUCAAAAUUUAAUCUUUCUGUUGAUUAUGCUGUUGGGGUUGACCAUAGAUUGGAUUUUUUUAUGUUGCACUUGCAGUGUUACUGGUAAAAUUUCGUUGAUUUGCAUUUUCAAAGUGGUAACACUGCAAAUGGAAGAUGAUAUAUUUUCUGGGAUUGGAAGUGGAAUACAAAUGGACAGCAAAGUUGUUCAAACAUUUCAGAAGAGCUUCGGACAAGUCCAGAACAUUUUAGACCAGAACAGGCUGCUAAUCAAUGAGAUUAAUCAAAAUCAUGAGUCCAAGAUCCCAGAUAACUUGUCCAGAAAUGUUGGACUAAUUAGGGAGCUUAACAACAACAUUAGAAGGGUUGUGGAUCUUUAUGCUGAUCUUUCACAUUCUUUUACCAAAUCCAUGGAGGUUUCUUCAGAAGGGGAUUCUGGUGGGACAACUAAAUCGGAUGGAAGAGGUGGCCAGAAGAGAAUUAGGUCCAAUUGAGAAGCUUGGAUUUAUCACAUUUUCAUGAGAUUUCAUAAGGGAUGGUCUUAAUCAUCAAUCUUCAAUCGUCAAUCUCUUUCUGUCAUCAAUUUUGGGUUAGAUAAAAUGUGUAACUGAUACUAGAUCUUCAAUGUCUUGUCUUCUGCUGCAAAUAUUAGGGGACUUUUCAUUCUGUGUCAUUCUACUCUUAUUCAAAGAAUAAAAUUUUCUUUGACAAAAAGGCCCAAGGAUAACCUCAUUGAACUCAAAACUGUUUUCCUGUCUUCCUUGUAAUAGAAAAGUUCUUCAUUAUCCACAUGAUUUGAUUUCAUCAUUUGGCAGCUGCUGUGCCUUUCCUUUCUGAUGGGAACUUAAAAGGGCCCUACCAAGUAUGAUUCUUGUUCAUGGUUUUUAUCAAACGGGUUAUCCUGUUUCUGUAGGACAUGUUUUUCACAAACGCCUUUCCAUAAACCUAGACUCCAUCUUUUUCAGUCAUCUCUUCCGAUCAUCUUAUUUUCCUCAUCUUCCACACCCCUCAUUUUCUCCCUAUAUUGAUAGUGUUAUUUUCCUAAUCUUUUCUCCCCUCAUUAUGUCACUAUUUUGUUUGUCUCCAUCACACACGAGAUGUCAAUCUCGUCCAGAUACGGAAAAUAUAUGGAUAGUAAUGAGAUUGUUAAUUGGUUGGAUCAGUAUAUACUCAUUUUAAUAAUCUUGAGGUAAUCUUGUGAUGCAUGUCUGAAAAGUCCAAGAGUGUGUGAAUAAGUGGGAAUAAAUCUUAAUUUUUGAAUAUAAUCUAACCCACAUUCCUACGGUUUGAUCAUCUCUUGUUGACCAAAAGGGAUGACAGCAACAUCGAUCAAACCCAACCACAAAUUGUCUAUCUAAUUAAAUUUUCUUGCCUUGACCCUUUACAUUUUGUCCAAAAUAAUUAUGGUAUUUUUUUAAUCACUUCCACCUACUUUGGUAA
This is a messenger RNA of Oldenlandia corymbosa var. corymbosa, 2227 nucleotides long. The record is from the annotation of a GenBank genome assembly. Lineage: Eukaryota; Viridiplantae; Streptophyta; Magnoliopsida; Gentianales; Rubiaceae.